Messenger RNA from Trypanosoma cruzi, 900 nucleotides. Its product is annotated as phosphoenolpyruvate mutase, putative. Bases 1 to 900 code for a protein of 299 amino acids. NCBI's taxonomy places the organism in Eukaryota, Euglenozoa, Kinetoplastea, Trypanosomatida, Trypanosomatidae. The record is from RefSeq and is a predicted model, not a curated record. Gene Ontology annotation, molecular function: phosphoenolpyruvate mutase activity. The transcript has a single exon.
AUGCGUCACUGCUGUGGUCUGCCACAGAAGGCAAGGAUGUUAAAGUCCAUGCUGCGCUCCAAGGAGCUGAGUUUCAUGAUGGAGGCGCACAACGGUCUUUCCGCCCGCAUUGUGGAGGAGACGGGAUUUAAGGCAAUUUGGGCCUCGGGUCUCUCGAUAUCCGCCCAAAUGGGGUUCCGCGACAACAACGAAGCGAGUUGGACGCAGGUGUGUGAUGUUGCCGAGCAGAUGAGUGAUGCGACAAGUAUUCCCAUCCUGCUGGACGCCGACACGGGCUACGGAAACUUCAACAACGCUAGGCUGCUCGUGCGGAAGCUGGAGAAGAAUGGUGUAGCCGGUGCCUGCGUAGAGGACAAGCUCUUCCCCAAGACGAAUAGUCUGCUGGAUGAGAGGGGGGCACAGCCGCUCGCGGAUGUGAAGGAGUUUGCGCUGAAGAUUCGCGCCAUGAAGGACACACAAACCGAUGAAAACUUUUGCGUUGUGGCACGCGUCGAGUCCUUCAUUGCUGGCUGGCCACUGGAGGAGGCAUUGAAGCGUGCUACGGCGUAUGCCGAGGCGGGUGCCGACGCCGUACUCAUUCAUAGCAAGAAGAAGGACUCCUCCGAGAUUGACGCCUUCAUGGGCCAUUGGGAUAAUAAGACGCCCGUUGUCAUUGUGCCCACCAGCUACGCCAGCGUCCCGUGCGCCCACUUCCGCGAGAUCGGGAUUAGCACCGUCAUAUGGGCGAACCACAACCUGCGGGCCUGCAUUGCCGCCAUGCAGGCCUCGACGCGGAUGAUAUUUGAGCAGGAGUCGGUUGUAGCGGUGGGGAAGAACAUUGCGUCGGUGAAGGAGGUCUUCCGACUGCAGCGACUUCCCGAAUAUCUUGAGGCGGAGGAGAUGUACUUGCCGAAGAAAUAA